This is a messenger RNA of Caenorhabditis remanei, 1779 nucleotides long. RefSeq lists its product as uncharacterized. The record is from RefSeq and is a predicted model, not a curated record. The transcript has 12 exons. NCBI's taxonomy places the organism in Eukaryota, Metazoa, Nematoda, Chromadorea, Rhabditida, Rhabditidae. Gene Ontology annotation, biological process: establishment or maintenance of epithelial cell apical/basal polarity; heterophilic cell-cell adhesion. Gene Ontology annotation, cellular component: plasma membrane; protein-containing complex. Bases 1 to 1779 code for a protein of 592 amino acids.
AUGAAUCUGAUUAUUCUGAUAGUCUUCUUAUUUUCACUGGUUUCGGGCGCGAAAAUUCGAAAAUUGAUCGAUUUUUUGGAGAAGGAUGCGCCGAAUGAUAUCGAGAAGGCACCGAAUUAUAAUGAAGAAAGUGUGGCGUUUAGGAGGGGGAUUUUCAGCAUCCAAACCAAGAAGACCAUUGUGAACACAGUGUUAUUGAAGUCUUUAAGACUCACUAAAGGUGCGAACUCGCCGCUAACCGACAAAGAGCUCGCCGAUAUCGAUAUAGAAGUGGAAUACGAGUGUAUUUGCCAAAAAGGGACCUUUGGAGGGUUGUGUGAUGAGUCGGAUGUGGAUAGAAAGUGUCAAGAAGUGUACUGUCUUGGUAGAGGCAAAGGAACGUGUGAACAACUGUCGGCAUGCUUCGAUACACAAUGCCAGAAUGGUGGCGUUUGUGAGGAUGUGGUGGAUUGGCAGACCAAAACUGUCACUGCUACCUGUAAAUGCCCACAAACUUUGGAGAUUAUUGGUGGUACAGUAACUGGCGAAAACUGUGAAAAUCUGAAAAUCCCGGACACAAUCCCGGCGGAUCUGGUUCCUUGCGCCGCGGGACGAAAUUCUUGGUACUUUUUCGAAAGGUUAAUUGCCCAAAUCGACAUCGGUCUUGAUAAGGAUAUCUGGGAGUUGGGGGCAAUUCAGAAAGACUAUCAUGAUGGCGAGACGAAAAACGGGAAAAUGGAUAGCGGAUGGUGUAAAAAUGAUGGGAAAUGUGUAGCAGAAGUGAUUAGAGUCCAAACCUCUCGGGCCUACUAUAUCCAUCGUUGUGAGUGCCCGAACCGUCUUACCGAUGGUUAUUAUUGUGAGUAUAAGCGUCACGACGCGUGCUCUUUAACUCGAGAAGAGCUGGCUCGCGGAGCACGUUGGGAUGAGAAAUGCACCGAUUCUCAGCAUGGAGCAUGUGUGGAUAUUAACGGCGAGGCGACGUGUGUCUGCAAACCGGACUACACCGGUGAGACAUGCGAAGUGUUCGACCCAUGUGCCAGACACCCUUGUAAGCAUGGCGACUGUAUUCCGAUUCCCUCGUCAGCCGACGUGGCAUUUGGCACCAGCCGAUUUCAGUGUCUUUGCCCGUUAUCCGCUAAACUGGAUACGGAAAAUAACGAUUGUGUGGAGAUAAAUGAGAAGAAGUGUGCGAAGGGAGUGUGUGGCAACGGGCGGUGUGUACCGUGUGAUAGCGAUAUCCCCUCGGCCGACGACCUAAUGCCUCUGUGCAACCCAAACGAGAAGGCCCAGGGCUUCAGAUGUCUCUGUGAAUCCGGAUACUUGCCACCGUUCUGUAAGAUUCACACGAAUCCAUGCUAUCACAAUUUGUGCCAGAAUUCUGGCACGUGUCGAGUGGAUCCAAAGACACGGAGCUAUGACUGUCAAUGCUUAAACGGAACACGUGGAAGUCUAUGCGAGACCAUCGACGAUUCAUGCGACGCCUUCGGAAGCAAAAUCUGCGUCCACGGCGUCUGCGUCAACGACGCCUACUUCCAUCGCGGAUUCUCGUGUGAAUGCGUCGAAGGAUUCGAGGGAUUCGACUGCGACGUCGCCGUCGGAUGGUCAAGUGUCUGGUAUUCUCGUUUCGAGAGAAAUUACCAAUACACCGGGCCACUUCUCGCGUGUCUCCUAUCGCUCAUCGUCAUGUUCCCACUGAUUCUGAUGAGCAGAAGACGUCGUGACGAAGCGUCGUUAGCACCGACGUCGUCGUCAGAUGGGGGGACGAAAGUGGAAGAGGGAAAAUCCAUGAAUAUUUGA